AUGGCAGAGGAGUACGAGGAGGAAUACUACGAUGAGGAAGAAGGCGAGGACUACAACGAGGAACAGGAGGACGACGCAGAGUACGAAUAUAAUGAGGAAGGUGGUGAUGAGGAUGGCGACAUUCAAGUUGGAGAGGAGAUUGACCUGACACACGAGGAAGUAUGGGACGACAGUGCUCUGAUCGAGGCAUGGGACAUGGCUGUGAAGCAAUACGAGGUCUAUCAUAGCAAAGCCAAUCCAAAGGACAACUCAAAGGACAAGGUCGCGAAAUCGUCGAUACCCCACUCCUCAAACAAGCACGAGAAUGCCGAUUCAGUACAACAGCCUACAACAUCUCCCACUAAGCGGACAAAACUCAAUCACAACAACAAGGUCACUACAACAUCACAGGUGACAAGAUCAGAGCCGGAUUCAUCUCCUACACCAACGGCUACACAAUCGCAACAAUCACCAUCACAAGGGGCAGUGCCACAGUACGAUGUAUCGGAACGGAAACCAAGCUUCAAGAAAGCCGACAAGCCAAGUUUCAACCACCACAAGGAACGUCGUGAGGAGUUUGAGAAAGAGAAGGCACGGAAAGCAAAGGCUUCAGCUUCGACGACAGCGGCGGGACCAUCUUCAUCUACAUCUGCAUUUGCUGCACCAGUACCAACAGUAGAUGCAGCGACUAUUGCAUACUAUCAAGAGCUGGGAUAUUACUACGACCCGAGCUACGCGGCAACACAUAAUGAAGGACAAGGACAAGAAGGAGAUGAGGACGGGGGCCAAUCGCAGGGGCAGGAGGAUCAGUUAGAUCAUCAUCAACAUCAACAUCAACAAGAGCAAGGGCAUAAUGGAUCCGGAAAUGAAGUUGAGGCAGCUGGAAAUAGCAAGAUAUCAGGAUCAGCUCACGCUUUGCAUGCCCUGGACCAACCGUGUACCCAUCUCAACCACCGUUUUACCCAUCUCCUCAUGGAUUUUAUCCCGGCUACUAUUCCGGCCAUCUCCCGCCAGUACCUCUAUCUCAUAUACCCCCAGGCGCACCGACAGCUGCAGCCGCAGCAGCGGGACCCAGAGGAGGAUUUGGAUUUCCAGCACCGCCAGGGAUGGUUCCUCCUGGUUGGAAUGGACCGGGUGGUCCGACGCCAUUUGGACAUGGUUCAUCUGCAGCCGGUGGACAAGGGACGAUUCCGCCACCACCAUUGCCACCUUUUCCACCACACACAGGUGGUAGUGGACCAUUUUCAGGACCAAAGAUGGACGAUGAAGCCCUUGGAAAUCUGA
This is a messenger RNA of Linnemannia hyalina, 1263 nucleotides long. NCBI's taxonomy places the organism in Eukaryota, Fungi, Mortierellomycota, Mortierellomycetes, Mortierellales, Mortierellaceae. The record is from the annotation of a GenBank genome assembly.